Toxotes jaculatrix (banded archerfish) is the source of this 3766-nucleotide messenger RNA. It is a transcript of the gene hyal4, whose product is annotated as hyaluronidase-4. Gene Ontology annotation, biological process: carbohydrate metabolic process; hyaluronan catabolic process. Lineage: Eukaryota; Metazoa; Chordata; Actinopteri; Toxotidae. The transcript is spliced from 4 exons. The coding region runs from base 160 to 1707 and encodes 515 amino acids. The record is from RefSeq and is a predicted model, not a curated record. Gene Ontology annotation, molecular function: hyalurononglucosaminidase activity.
ACAAUGAAUGCAGGCCUGAUGGACGUACGACGCUGAGGGCCGCCAUGGCCCCUGCAGUGACCCCGAGAAAGAGACCCCCACCCUCCCCCGGACUGCUAAUUAUUGGUCGAUGUGCAGCAUCUACAGGAUGAUUGACAGCUGCUCCUCCUGAACCCCAGGAUGCCUGUGGUGCCAGUGGGCGGAGCAUCCUCCUCCCAGCACGUCGUACCUGUUGCCCUCACCUGCUCCUGGCUGCUUCUGCUCUUCCACGCCGCCUUUGGACAGAAACCUGCCAAGCUGCCCUUGAUCGGCCGGAAGCCCUUCAUUGCGGCCUGGAACGCCCCGUUGGACAUGUGCACCAUCAAGUACAACAUCACCACCAACCUUGACCGCCUCUUCCAUAUCCACGGGAGCCCACGUGCUGACUGGACCGGCCAGAACGUCACCAUCUUCUACGCCAAUCGGCUGGGCUAUUACCCUCAUUACACGCCGCAGGGCGCUGCGGUGCAUGGUGGCCUACCGCAGAACUGCAGCCUGGACAUGCACCUGUUCAAGGCCUACCAGGACAUCAACCACUUCAUCCCUGCAGAGGACUUCCGCGGCCUGGCUGUCAUUGACUGGGAGUUCUGGCGGCCUCAGUGGAACCGGAACUGGCACAAGAAGGACAUCUACCGGCAAAAGUCGAGGGAACUGACCGCCAAGGCAUAUGUGAAUGUGACAGCGGCGCAGGUGGAGGAGCUGGCACGGCGGCGGUUUGAGAAAAGUGCCAGGGCCUUCAUGCAGAGGACUAUUCAGCUGGGGACUCGCCUUCGCCCCAAUGGCCUCUGGGGUUUCUACCUCUACCCCGACUGCCACAACUACAACCUGCAUGAUCAGAACUACACGGGCUUCUGCCCCCUGCUGGAGAGGAUGAGGAACGACGAGCUGCUGUGGUUGUGGAACAGCAGCACGGCGCUCUUUCCCUCUGUGGCCAUCAGGAAAGGUCACACCAACAGCAUCAGCAACCUGCACUUCUCCCAGCACAGGAUCAGAGAGUCGCUCCGCAUUGCCUCGCUGACCUCGAAGGAGUACGACCUCCCCACCUACGUGUACCUGAGGCUGGGAUACCGAGACGAGGCCCUGGCCUUCCUCACCUCAAAAGACUUGAUCCACACCAUCGGGGAGAGCGCCGCCCUGGGAGCUGCUGGAUUUGUCAUCUGGGGCGACCUGAACUUGACCUCAUCCAGGGCUAACUGCACCAAGGUGAGGACCUUCCUGAGCCACCGCCUGGGUCAGUACAUCAUCAACGUGACACGAGCCGCCGAGGUCUGCAGCGACUUCCUGUGCCAGGGGAACGGCCGCUGCGUCCGCCGGGACCCCCGCGCCCGCCAUUACCUCCACCUCAGCGCCAACAGCUACCACAUCCGGCCCUCUGGCAAUGGGGACUUUGCUGUCACCGGGUGGCACUCUCAACACGAACUGGAGCUGCUAAGUGAGAGGUUUCGCUGCCACUGCUACGAAGGCCACGAGGGCGAAAGAUGUGAGAGCAUCAACAAAGUGAAGGAGGACGACGGGCCGUGGAGGACAGGGGAGGAAGACGAGCAGGAGAGGAGGAGAACGGCGUGGGAGGAUGAACAGGAUGACCAGGUGGAGGCAGGGCAGAGUGGUGCACCGCCAGCUGCCUGCAGCCUUCACACGAUGUUGCUGAUGCUCCUGUUAAACUUAUCGUUAGUAAAAACAGUCGUAUGAUGCAGCCUGACAGUAGGAGGAGUCAUUUUUCAACACAGCUGUGUACAGAUGUUACUUUUCCACACACAGUUACUACAGUGUUUUUGAUUUAAGAUGGAGACAGACUUGAAUCCUGGACGUUGCCAUUUCACCCUCCGUACCACCAUCAGCACCCAAACACAUACCAGGGCUGCAACUAAUUAUUAUUUUAUCAUCAGCUAAUCUAUAGUUUGUUCCAGUUUCCAGUUUAGCAUGUUAGCAUGCUGGCUGGCAUGAGGCUGACACUUUGUAUUUACCAUACAGACGUGACAGUGAUAUCAGUCUAAUUAGUCUCAGUGAAAAAGAAAUUUAGAGUAUUUUUAUUGUUUCUUUAACUCUGACGUUGCUGCUGAGUGGUAGAGGAACUUUUAAAGCGAGUGGUCGUCAGUGUGAAAUGAAAACAAUAAAAACAAAGGAUAUUUUGACAGCUGCUGCGCUGAAAAGUUACACAUGUAAAAAAAAAAUGAUUGUGAUACAGUUUAACCAGGUGAACUAUGUUUGACUUCUGUAACAAUCUGCACUGCCUCUUCGGCCAACAGCUGCAUCUGGUCUUCCAGGAAUGUUUAUCAGUAAAUGCGGAAAGUUUGUUAAACUGUUGUAAAAGUUUGACGUGGAUCCGCUCAUGGUAAAAUCUGGCUCCCUGCAGGAUGAUCCUCCAGUUUUAUUUGUUUUUGUCUGGUCUUUCAGUGGAAACCACACGGUGCUAAUAUACCACACAGCCAAGUGUAGAGAGAUAGUCACUAAGAUCUGAUGCUUGGUUUGUGGUAGUUUUAAAGACGUCCGUAAAGAAUUACCGUUUAUCUUUGAUGGUGUGAAACAACAAUAAGCUGUUAUUCCGCUUGUUAUUUUUUAUAAUGUGUUUUGAACUGUUUCUUAUAUCAUAUUCUUGAAUUACAGCCUGUCAGGAAACGCCACGUUUGACCCUGUUGGGACGCGUGCACGUUAUGGGUGCUCUUGACAUCCAAAUAUUACGUAUCUGUAUCUAUUCUUUUAUGUUUGUUGGGUUUAUUACUUAAAAAUCCUUAGUAUAGAGGAUAUGGUCUGUUUUUCAAUGAUUAUGUAGAGGUCAGUGUUUCUAUAUCUCAGUUUGGAGGAAUCAGAUCAACAGGAUGUUUAGUUUUUGAUUUUAUUUCAUCUCACUGUGGCUAACAAACAGCUGCUGUCCCUGAAGCUGAUGUACAGUACUGUAGUUAUGAGGAAACACUGAACAGGAUGUAAAAUAUGGCACAUACUAUAUCUGAAUACAUGACUCAGCAUCUCUCUGCGGUUUAAUGGUUCUUCAAAGCCUACUUCUUGCCGUAGAGAAGAAAAUAAAGUGUCUCCUGCUAAAAACAAAACAAAAUACCUGAACACGUCAGAGUUUACGUCAGACUUUAUCAAGUUUCUCUCACGAGCUGCAUUGUGCGUUUUUCUGUGGAGGCCUGCAAACGAAAGGCACAGCAAUCUGCUGAAAAAGGAUUUUAGAGAAACUGAAAGACCUGUCCACACCAUGUGUUGUGUGUUCAAAUGCUAAAGAGGCUGCUUAGUUUACUUGACGAGGACCCUCUGCUUUCGAUCACUCGUGUGUGUCAGGAACAAAGGGUGGAAGAAGUGUUAAGUUGCCACAAAAACCAAAACACCAAACACUCAAACACAGUUUGAGAGGUAGAAAAUAAAACGCAGGGCAGCCCAUGAUUCCACAAAGCAGCAAACUAAAAAUGACAAAAUUUCCCAGCUUGCUUUGGACCUUUUGUCAGCAGAUGAAGUGUAUUUUAGAGAUGUCGCACACACGACAAAUGAAGGUUGAGUUUCUGUAACUUUCUGGUUUUUAAAGCAUCAUUGGUUCAUGAGUCUCUGUGACACUGAUCCUGGUUUAAACUAAAUCAGUUUUCAACUCAAACCAGCCUUCAGGUGAGUUUCACCUCUCUCAUCAUGACGCAGUGACUGACAGUGGCUUUUUUUUCUUAUGGUGGUAAACCAAAUAUGCAAUGCGGACUAUGCAACACAUGAAAAAAUGUUACCUGAAUGUAAAUGCACUGCAAAUAAACACUUUUCUUCUGUA